Musa acuminata AAA Group (dessert banana) is the source of this 1095-nucleotide messenger RNA. RefSeq lists its product as uncharacterized. Bases 80 to 661 code for a protein of 193 amino acids. Gene Ontology annotation, biological process: protein insertion into mitochondrial inner membrane. Lineage: Eukaryota; Viridiplantae; Streptophyta; Magnoliopsida; Zingiberales; Musaceae. Gene Ontology annotation, cellular component: TIM22 mitochondrial import inner membrane insertion complex. Gene Ontology annotation, molecular function: transmembrane protein transporter activity. The record is from RefSeq and is a predicted model, not a curated record. The transcript has 4 exons.
UCUUUGGUUCCCUACUCCUCGACUCUGGUUCUAUUUGGAAGACGGCUUGCUUGCUCUCGCGUAGUCGCGUGCGGUGGGCAUGCCGGAGAUGUCGUCGGAAGAGAGGGCCACGGACGCGCCCGGCAGCCGACCUUCGGACGGCUGGAAGGGGCGCAUCAUUGUUCCCACUCUCCUCGCUGGGGUGGUCGGUGGAGGAGCCGGAUUGGUCUCUAAGCACCGGAAGGUUCUCGGCACGGGCACCAUCGCCGCCACCUAUGCGGCCGAUUUGGCCAUCGUUACCGGUUGCUACUGCGGUGCACGGGAACUUGCAAGAGAUGCUCGAGCUUCAGAACCCGAUGACCUUUUAAAUUCUGUGAUAGGAGGAAUUGCAAGUGGCGCUCUUCUUGGGAGGCUACAAGGUGGUCAACUAGGAGCAGCUAAAUAUGCAAUCAUCUUCGCAGCUGCAGGGACGGCACUAGAUUUCACCACCAGACAGUUGAGACCCCGUUUUCAAAACUUCAAGAACACUCUAACCAGGAUCAAAAAUGGAAAUUCAAGCUGGAGUUUCCCAGAGUGGUCACCUAUUCAAGUGCUAGACGAAGAAGCUCUUGCUGCCAAGCGUGCCCGAGAACAACAGUUAUACGCCAAAAGAACAUUUGGUAAAUUGAAUAAAGAAGAAUAAGGAGAUUCAACAACUAGAAGUAUGUUUUUACUUUGCAAUCGUCAAGUUUCUGUCUCAGAGUUCCUCUGCAGUAUGGGGACCAGUACAGCCGAGUUCCAGACUAGAGUUUCAAGUCUACAUAAAUAAUCUCUCUUCCAUGUCAUGUUAGAUCUUUGCUCUUGGGAUCAGGAUUAAAGGAUAAUACGAAAGCAAUUCUCAAGGAUAAUAAUCAGCUCAAGGCUGCUUGGAGCUGAUUCUGAAUUGAGUUCCAAAUCCUUUGGAAUGUGAAGCUGCUGCGACCUUUCUUUUGGAUCGAGGAAAGCUUUUUUUUUCUUGUGCUGCUGUUCUCAAACAAGCUGUUGAGCCAUGUUUACAUUUAUUUGCCACAAUGAUUGUAUUUAUAACAUUACAUAUCUUUUGAAUUGUUUUAAGAAUAUUAUUGGAAGAGCACAAAA